Molecule: messenger RNA, 4371 nt
Organism: Drosophila rhopaloa
Lineage: Eukaryota; Metazoa; Arthropoda; Insecta; Diptera; Drosophilidae
Exons: 2
Coding region: 19-4338 (1439 amino acids)
Source: RefSeq, a predicted model, not a curated record
CAAAAUAGAUCGCUUUUGAUGUUUCGCUUUUACAAGUUGUACUCGUUGUACAUGAACAACAUGGCCAGCGGACUCACGUGCCAGCGGGAGUGGUGCCUGUGCGAGAAGCUGCCCCGAGCGAUGCUCCACGUCCCGGUGAACCGUCAUCUGCUCUGCGAGGUGUGCGGAUUGGCCAGACGUCCCCCGGCCGAACACAGAUCCUCCAGCGACGAGGAGGCAGAGCUGGCCGCCGAACGCCAGAAGAUUUUCCUGGAGCAACGUCGCGCGGAGCAGUCCAAAAAGAGUCAGCUGACUCGGGUGAAGGUGGCCAUUAAGGCCAGGAAACCAAAUGCCAGAACCAGUUGCCGGACGAACUGCGUCAAGUGUGGUGGCUUGUCCAUAGGUGAACAGAAAGGUAAUUGUGGAGCCGAAGGGGUAAAAAGCAAGUUGUAUUCGGGUCGUCAUGGCUUGUACUCGAAGCCAAAGAAGAUGCCCCGACGCCAGCAGGAGCCCACAGCGCCACCACCUUCCUCGCCUUCGCCUUCGCCCCCGCCCUCGCCUCCUUCUCCGCCCUCGCCUCCACCUCCGCCACGACGUCCUCCUCCACAAUCGGGGUCACCUUGGAAGGAGAUGCCAAACCUGGUUACCAUGGCCCAAGACGUUUUCGUCCGCAAAAAUUUCGAACGCCAGAGCUACAGCAAUCUCUUUGUCAGCAACUUUAUCCCGUUGACCAGUCCCAUUACCAGUACCUCCGGAGGAGCCAUCUCCAAGAGGAGCAGAUAUAGCUCUUGUCCGCCACGCUGCCACAGAAGUCGUCCGCUGCCACCACUGGCCCAAGUACUGACCAACAUCUUGGCCAGUCAAAAGUCGCUGGAAGACAGAGAGAAGGGCGGUGGCCUGAACACCCAGAUGUCCAGGGAUUCGCUGGACAUCGAAAGCGAGCUGGCCAGCCAGUUCUGUCCCUUCGACCAAUACGAGGGUCCAUCAGAAGACGCCCUCGUCGUGAAUAGUGCUCGCUACCUUCUCCAUCGACCCAACUCGUUGUACAUUGAACCACGGAGGGAUUUACACAACAAUCGCAUCGAGUCCUUGGAAUUUCAACUAAGAAGUGGCUAUGGUUCGGCAUCGCCUUCCCUUUCCAAAGUCCCCUCAAAUUCCGAGGUCGGAAGUUUAUCAGGUAUCCAACGUCCUUGCUUCUUUAUGCCGAAAGCGGUUCGCAAAAAUCUGAUAAAGACCAUCAACCAAAUCGGUGGUAGUAGUUCUAGCAAAAAUAGCACCUUAAGCAGCGACACCUUCAAUCCUUCCAUUCUCCGGAAGACUGGACAAGAAAACGACGCAAAGGAGACCGGAAAAUCCGAGGAGCCAGCUGAAGAGAGAUCCUCCAUCUUUGCCUCCAUUAUGGAUCAUGUUUUUCGUUCACGGAUAACCAAAAGUUCAUCCGGAAACUCCCGGAAUGGCAAUGGCCCUGAUUUGGACCAGCUCAACCAUAAACACAUAGUUGAAAACCAUUCCACCGAGGAUCAAGAAACAAAUUCGUUUUUAAGUGACGUGUCAACUGAUCAGACUGUACUUUCUUUAAAUAAAACAAAGCCCCAUCAAGACUAUUCCAAACGAUGCUCAACAACACAAAGUUGUUCCAGCUCGGAACGGGAUUUCAAUAGAAUAGGCGGGUCUUCACCAAAAACUAGUGAAAAAAAAAUGUGUUCAGGCCAUGUUAAGUCCAAAUCAAUAUCUACAAUGUGUGACCGUUGUGGAAACCACCGAAAAGUAGAGGAUCCCAUAAUAAAGAAAGGAGAUAUAUUUCAUAAAAAGCUCGACGAAUCUACAAAACUAGAUGAGAAUCAAAAAGGAAACGCAAUAAGACAGAAACUAGAUAACAAAGGAGGUACUCCUGGAAAAAAAGAGUCAAUAGAGCAGAUGAAAUCUCCUAAGGUAGAAAAUUACGAAGAAGAAAUGGAUAACAAGAAAAGAAUUCAAAUUCCAAAGCGGAACAAUAUAAAAAGGCAAUCCAUCCAUACAAUAUUUCAAAGAAAAGGUCGAAGAAUUUCUUUUUCGCAUUCUAGCUCAUCACAAACUCAUUGCAAAACUGAUCAAUGUGUAAGACAUGUUCCCAACAUUAUACAAACUGAAAGAAAGGAAAGUAAGAUAAAACCGAGCAAUAAGCCAUUAAUAGUUAAUAAUCAGCCUGUAACAAAGGUUCCAUCAAGUACAAAUUCUGGUAGAAAAGAAAAGGAAUCCGUUGAAGACAAAGUGGCUGGCAGAGAUGCGAAUUUGACCAAAGCGCUUUUACCGGUAAACAGUUUUAGAUUAUGUAGGCAUAAAGAUCAGUUAAUCUCCUGGAGUGUGGUCAAAACCUUCGAGACAGUUUCCCACGUAUGCGCUGUCAUCCCCAAGCUCCAUAUCGCGUCCUUUGUAAUUGACUUGGUUGAUACGAGUAAAGGUGUUAAAGGCUACAUAAAAGAAAGUUGCCUUACAGAUCGACCUUUCAUGUCGCUCUUCGAAUUUCGUAGGCCUGACAUUGAUCCCAGCGAACUGGAAUCUCACCGAGAUAAAGCGGGAAUUGCAGAUGAUGAAAGCGGACCAGAAACUCCGGUUCCCCAUCUUGCUACUCCUAAAGGAUUUAGCCGAUCUAUAAAGCAACGAAAAAAACGCAAAAAUCCCUGUCUACCGGUCUGGCCAGCCCAUCCACUAAAAUACCGAAGCCGCAAGAUCCAGUACGAAGAACUUGAAUUGUCAUUUGACAUGCAACCAAAUGAAAUGAUAGAACCCAACGAAUCCUUUAUGCAACAAAAAAAGAGGAUUCAAACGGAGGAAAUUAUUACCAGCAUAUACGAUGAUCAAAAGUUCUCCCAGUCGGAUAUUUUUUGGGACAUGAGUGCAGAGGAAGAAGCAAAGGCAAAACCAAUAAAACUAAUUAAGGGUAACUCAUUAUUUUUGAAUAGUAAUAAACCUACCCAGUCGGAUAUUUUUAACACUCAAGACGAACGGACGAAAUGGAAUACUUCGAAAGUAGAUUUAGAAAGUAUAGGAAAAGAACCCAAAGAAAAGAGUUUGGGAAUAAUACCCAAGAACCCUGUCAUUAAAAAAAUCGAUGACAAUCAUUUCAAGGAACAAAAUCCGAGAAAAGAGAGCGAAAUUUCACAAAUUCUUUUCAAUCAGGUGGUUCCCAUAACCGAUCCCCAUUUCACAUCUUCAAAAGUGAGCGAUAGAAUAAGAAAACAAAUAGACAACUCGCUGCAAUUGAAGCUCAAAAAAAUGAUGACUAAGCCGAUAAAACUGCUAACAUCGACUGAAUCGUCAUCAGUUUCAAAAUUUUUGGAACCAUUUUCAAAUAAAUUGGCUAGUACAGAAGAAAAGGAUCAAAACUCUUUGCGGAACAGUUUGUCACUGAACCCAAAAACAAAAAGAGAUGAUUUUUAUGACUCUUCGAAAGGAACAAAGGUUUUCAGCCACGCUGCAGGUAUAACUCCUUCCAAAGAAACUGAAGUUGAUAAUUCCGAAGCUCCCCUACCAAGCACAUUAACAAGUAUUUUAGAGCCGACUUUAAUUACCAAUUCCCAAAAAAAUGUUCCCUUCCAAAAGCCACUGCGUCUUAUAACCAACAUUACCAACUCGUCAUCCUCUAGUGACUUUGAAUCGAACCACAUUUCUACGGGGUUAGAAACUGAUUCCGAUGCACCCUCGGAGCCAAAAAUCACGCACAGAACAACUGAAUAUAUAGGUUUACCAGCGCUAAACUGGCAAGUAAUUUCUCUGGGACUAGCCAAACCAAGCGAAUCUAUUGAGGGUCCUUUGGAAUCAACGGAGGAAGAAGAAUAUGUAUGUCCUGUUUACAUGUGCAUGGAUCGCCUGAAAUUUAAAACAUUCGCUUCCCACUUCGAUCGAUGUCAUAAACAUAAAGGUGAACAGAAUGGAUUACCGCAAGAAUAUUUUCAUCGAGUGGUGGAAGGAUUACCGAAGCAGUUCUCAUUCGACGGAGACCUGCUCACCAAAGGAAACUCUUUUGUGUCCCUUCUGUAUUACAGCAGUUUAACAAAGGAUACCUCUUCUAGAUCACUACCAAUUCGAGAUUAUCCCCUGGCGUUAAUAGCUGCUCCUCAAACGGUAAAUGAUGAACCAUCAACUCGAAUUUUCUUCUGGUUGGUGGGUUUUCCCUCGAGCACGAAACUUCUCGCCAAGCUCACAGUCUACGACCCAUUGGAACAUUUUGGUCGGAGUAGGAUCAUAAAGCCCCGAGAUUUAUCGCAGAGCCAAGACCCACUAGGGUUCGUUGCAAAUUCUAAAGAUCACUUGCUGAUAACAGUUCCACACAAGAAACGAAGACGGUUUCAAAUAACUGUGGUGAUAGAUGAAUUGUAAAUUUUAGUUAUUAAAAUUUGAAUAUUUUCUUUA